GUACAAAAAAAAGAGGGAAUGAGUGAGAAUCAUGUGAAGUGCCGCCACUCUCUCUCUCUCUCUCUAUAUAUCAGUCACUGGGUCAAUCAAUCAAAAGCUUCAAUCUUAACAAUCCAACAAAACACCCACUUCUGUCUUGUUUUGUUUCAAUUAUCCUCAGAGCCUCUUCUUCUUCCUUUUCUUGUGUUUGUUUGGUUCCAAUGGCUGCAACAACUGCCCCGAGAUUCAUCAAGUGUGUCACCGUUGGUGACGGAGCUGUAGGCAAGACCUGCAUGCUCAUUUGCUACACCAGCAACAAAUUCCCCACAGACUAUAUUCCCACUGUGUUUGAUAAUUUCAGUGCCAAUGUGGUUGUUGAAGGCACAACUGUCAAUUUAGGCCUUUGGGAUACAGCUGGCCAAGAGGAUUACAACAGGCUGAGGCCUUUGAGCUACAGGGGGGCAGAUGUCUUUGUCUUGGCUUUUUCUUUAGUUAGUCGCGCAAGCUAUGAGAAUGUGUGGAAGAAGUGGAUCCCUGAACUCCAGCAUUUUGCCCCUGGCAUUCCAUUGGUAUUAGUUGGAACCAAAUUGGAUCUGCGAGAAGACAAGCACUAUAUGGCUGAUCAUCCUGGCUUGGUGCCUGUGACUACUGAGCAAGGUGAGGAACUCCGUAAACAGAUUGGAGCUACCUAUUAUAUUGAGUGCAGCUCAAAAACUCAGCAGAAUGUGAAGGCAGUUUUUGAUGCUGCUAUCAGAAUGGUCAUCAAGCCUCCACAAAAGCAAAAUGAGAAGAGGAAGAAAAAACCACGUGGCUGUUUCCUAAACAUCCUCUGUGGAAGGAAUAUUGUUCGUCAUAAAUGAAACACUAGGUGUCUACAUCAGUAUUUCAUCCAAAAGUUUCACGCGCUAUGUGGGGGAGUUUGUUUACCGUUUCGUAGAAAUUUUAAACUUGACGUAAAAUCACUUGGCUGGAGUUUGCAGUAUAGCUACUUACAAUUGGAUGUUUUCAGUUAAAUUUCUGUCUUAGAAACUUUACACUCGAUAGCCUGUAAAGAAAAGACAGCGUGAGUUUGUUUGCUACUACCAUUUAUUUUGUUUGGAAAUGAAAGAGUUUCAAUGUACAUACAGCAUACAUGAGGUGGAGUCGUUAUCUGAUAUUCAUGGCUCUCGUGCAAAAUUAGCCAAUGUUUGAUUCAGAUGUAGUAUUAAUGGCUUUUCAA
Messenger RNA from Cajanus cajan (pigeon pea), 1198 nucleotides. NCBI's taxonomy places the organism in Eukaryota, Viridiplantae, Streptophyta, Magnoliopsida, Fabales, Fabaceae. The record is from RefSeq and is a predicted model, not a curated record.